Molecule: messenger RNA, 1117 nt
Organism: Aphanomyces astaci
Lineage: Eukaryota; Oomycota; Saprolegniomycetes; Saprolegniales; Verrucalvaceae
Exons: 1
Coding region: 12-977 (321 amino acids)
Molecular function (GO): RNA binding
Source: RefSeq, a predicted model, not a curated record
CUUUUUGCAACAUGCGCCGAGUUCUGUCGACAACCAUUGUCCGCGGCACCGCCCGCUCGCUGCUUCUUCGGUCGCAACUGUGCCACCCGCUUGGCUGCGUGUCCUACUCCAAUUCUGCCCAGCUACUUCAUCGGGUGUAUGUGGGGAAUAUCCCGUACCGAGUCACGGAAAGCGACCUCGCGUCGAUCUUUUCGCAUUGUGGCGACAUCGUGCACCUAAACAUCGUCAGGAACGUCGUUACACAGCAGUCCAAGGGCUUUGGGUUCGUCGAAUUUGAUUCCCCAGAAGGUGUCGACGAAGCCCUCCGAUUGACGGGCACCGUCGCCGCCGGUCGUUCGCUCGUGGUCAAGACCGCGACGCCGUCGCCAGCCGAUACAUUCGCCGAGCGCAUUCCGCCCCCGCCUCCAUCCUCCCAAUUGUCGUCGGCCAUCUCGGGCCCCAAUCCUUCCCGAGUGUAUGUAGGCAAUCUCUUGUACAGCAAGACGCCAGCGGACAUCGCGGCGCUCUUCCACGCAUGUGGACCCAUCAAGUACCUCAACGUCGUCUGCGAAUCCAGCACAGGGCGAUCCAAAGGGUACGCGUUUGUCGAGUUUGAGUCCCCGUCCUGUGCCGAAGUGGCGCUUCAGAUGCAUGGCGCGAUCGUGGACGGCCGCACGCUUAUCGUGAAGGACGCUGCCGAGAACAAACGCGAGCAGAAGCACCCAGGGUUCGAUGUCGCGCCCGUGCCCGACACGGUGUACGUGGCCAACUUGCCCGAAGACGUCCUGGAAGACGAUCUGCGCGGCAUGUUCGACCACUGCGGUGCCAUCGACUCGAUCCGGAUCUCCCACUCGCCAGACUUCGCCCAGACGUUUGCCCAUGUCAAGUUCGCGUCCGACGAGUUCGUCGCGGCGGCGCUCGCACUCUCAGGGUCCGACUUUGACGGCGAUACGCUGCUGAUCCAUCCGGCAACCCGUCGCACGCCCAAGACCUUUUAGACACACAUUCUCGGAUAAUAACCCUGUACAAGUUUGCAGUUUUGUUUGAGGAAACCCCACAGCGACCUUGGGUGAUGAAUGCGUUGACGUGGUGUUACUGAGUGUGUACCUAUGUUAGUACUUCUAAUACUACACAGGGC